Messenger RNA from Hordeum vulgare subsp. vulgare (domesticated barley), 1062 nucleotides. RefSeq lists its product as uncharacterized. Gene Ontology annotation, molecular function: metal ion binding. Bases 145 to 870 code for a protein of 241 amino acids. NCBI's taxonomy places the organism in Eukaryota, Viridiplantae, Streptophyta, Magnoliopsida, Poales, Poaceae. The transcript is spliced from 3 exons. Gene Ontology annotation, biological process: tRNA wobble uridine modification; protein histidyl modification to diphthamide. Gene Ontology annotation, cellular component: nucleus; cytosol. The record is from RefSeq and is a predicted model, not a curated record.
CCACGACUCCACGAGCUUCUCCCCCUUCCUCAACUCCACUCUCGCCAGCUUUCCCCCUUCCAAAAAAAACCCAAUUUUUAAAGCCGGUAAGCUUAAUAGCGCCGCCCCUUUCCGCCGCCGAGCCCCACCGCGAAUCUCGCCGCCAUGGCCGCCGCCUCCGCGCCGUUGCUGCUCGCCCUGGCGCUCGCCUUCGCCGCCUCCCUCGCGUCGCCGGCCGCGGGGGACACCAACCGCGUCUACGACCCGUGCACCGACGCCAAGAUCCAGCGCGGGGACGGCUUCACCUUCGGCCUCGCCUUCGCCGCCAACGGCGCCUUCUACUCCGGCUCCACCCAGCUCUCCCCCUGCGACCGCCGCCUCACCCAGCUCUCGCAGCUCUCCGUCUUCCGCCCCAUGGUCGACGAGAUCUCCCUCCUCACCAUCAACACCACCACAGGAUUCAGCCCCGCCUCAGCUGGUGGGUACAUGGUAGCAUUUGCUGGUAGGAAGUAUGCAGCCAGAUCUCAACCAGUCUUUGUCUCCAAUAGUUCAGUUACAGUGUCCAGCUUCACCCUGGUUCUUGAAUUCAACAAAGGCAGGCUACAGAACCUGCACUGGAAGAAGGACGGGUGUGGUGCCUGCACAGGGAAGCCAAACUUCAUCUGCCUGGGCAAGCAAACCUGCGCCAUCAGGACAAACAUCUGCAAGAGCAAUAACCAGGGAUCCAUGGACUGCAGCAUCGGCAUCCAGCUGGCCUUCUCGGGCACGGACAAGCACGAGUCGGUCCUCAACUCGUGGUACGAGGUGUCGAACCUACAACAGUACUCGCUCUACGGGCUGUACUCGAACGUGAAGGGAUCCCUGAGCGGCCAGUUCAACAAGUUCUUCUAGGCUCUCCUGGAAUGGCCAUUGUCCAUAGCACUCUCCUGCCACUGUUGCCUGUCCGGAAGUCAGUGUCGCUGUACCUAAGGGGAACUCUAGGUUUGCCCGCAAACUGAUUUAGCUCGUGUGGAAUAUUAAGCUUAAGCUCAUCGAUAUGCAUGUAACUUUGUGAGCCAUUUUAUGCGAGUAUUCUUUCUAUUA